UCGAACAUCGACUUAGGGUAGCUCAGUUGAAUCACAGUGUUUUACUCUUCUACACUGUGCGAUAACUGUGUGUUAUCUGUCACUGUGCAGCCUCCGGUGCAGAGUAACCAGCUUCACUUCAACAGAACGCAACAGUGAGUCGCUUCGAACCUCAAUUCCCUUCUUGAGCCCCCGCAAGAGCGCACAAGCUGCCAUGGCUACCGAAGACGCCAGAUACCGUUCUUCAAGCCAGUACCGCGUCUGGUCGUACAGCCCUGCUCGCCUACAGGAGCUUCGCGCAAGCACCAACGCGCUCGCGAAGCAACAGAUCGCACCUCAUCUACCCGCCGAUCCCGCACCCGACUUCGUUACAGCAGAGGAGGAACUGCGGCUAGUACAAUGGGCGACCGUGGAGCUCCUUCGCGCGGGCGAAUUUCUCGGGAUCCCAACCGAAAUUCGAGCGACCGCGGCCAUCUUCUUCCGCCGAUUCUACGUCACCAACUCUGUCAUGACCUACGCGCCGACCGAGCUCCUCAAGACGUCGCUCUUCUUCGCAUGCAAAGCCGAGAACCACCACAUGUCCCUGGGCGAGCUCAGCAGUAAGCUGCAGGGCACGACAGCGGAGCAGAUCCUGGCGGGCGAGUUCUUACUGUGCCAGGGCAUGCGGUUCUGCUUCGACGUGCACCAUCCUUUCCGCGCACUGGAGGGCGCUAUCUUGGAACUCAGGCGGCAGGCGCCCCACGAAGAAGAGCGGAUCCGCCAAGCACACGUACGGACGCGGGAGAUUCUCAAAUUUAGUCCGUUGAUGACGGAUGUUUACUUUCACUACACGCCGAGUCAAAUCAUGAUGGCCGCGCUGCAGAUGGUGGACGCAGGGUUCGUGGACAUGCUCAUACCGGGGAGCGGCAGCGGAGAUGAUACGGCCACUGCUGCCUAUACGCAAAUGCGGGACAGGAUCAUGGGCGCGAUUGCCAAUUGCCGGACCAUGCUGGAGGAGGAGCCCCCGAGUAGGCUCACUGAGUUCUGGAUCACACCCAUGAAGCCAUUGCGUCGAAAGCUUCAGAAAUGCCGGGAUCCCGCUCGACUCGAUCUCGUUGCGUACCAGAGGUCGAAGCGUGAAGAAGCUCUGAACAAGGAAAAGAAAGACGCCAAUAUCGCAGACGACGAUGUGUUUGGUGGCGGCGGCAGUGCGCGCGACACCAAGCGCAGAAAAGUCGACGCGGUUGAAGACCCUUUUGGACCGGCCCUAUGAGUCGACUCAACAUGGCCAACUCGCGAGGCGGCGAGCGCUGGCUUGCUGACAGACGAACAAACGCGAUUUGCUGUCGCGACCUUGGAGACGCAACGGGAGAGCUUUGGUCGAUACCCCCCCAGCUCUUGUUCUCGAGCUGAGAUACAGCCCGUCACGGACGGCUACCAACCCGCCCUUGCCAAGCCAUAACCAUUGAAGGGCAGAUUUUGCAAGAAGCUCAUGUAUCGACUUUC
This is a messenger RNA of Emericellopsis atlantica, 1464 nucleotides long. Its product is annotated as cyclin-like protein. Gene Ontology annotation, molecular function: cyclin-dependent protein serine/threonine kinase regulator activity. Gene Ontology annotation, biological process: regulation of cyclin-dependent protein serine/threonine kinase activity; regulation of transcription by RNA polymerase II. Gene Ontology annotation, cellular component: nucleus; transcription factor TFIIK complex. Bases 194 to 1231 code for a protein of 345 amino acids. The record is from RefSeq and is a predicted model, not a curated record. The transcript has 2 exons. Lineage: Eukaryota; Fungi; Ascomycota; Sordariomycetes; Hypocreales; Bionectriaceae.